CAGAGCAGUGUGUUGUUGUCCUAGCCGGAUCCACCUCAUGUAUUUUGUGUGCCGCAUCUGUCAAAUAAACAGCCUCAAAUUACAUCCAUCUGCCUGCCUCCAUAUUCUACUGCCUCAUAGAAUAUUACAUAAUUGGCGACGAGGAUUUAAGGAGUGGCGUGUCAGAGGACAUAAUUGAGUGAUUGCUGAGAAAGGCUGGAGUAAACAGAUCGCUCGACAUCACUGGCAGAGUAUAUCGGUGAUUAUCAAGACAAAAUGACUUCACUGGUGGGGACGGUGAGUCCUUUUGAUAAUGCAUCGCAGUUAUGGGAUGAAUAUAUCGAAAUGCUCGAAUAUUUUUUCCAAGCCAAUGGAAUUGACAGUGCUGAGAAAAAGAAAGCGGUGCUGUUAAGUGGUGUUGGGGCAUCGACAUAUAGUUUAUUAAGAAGUUUGAUCUGCCCUGAAAAGCCAGGAGACAAAACCUAUGAGGAGCUGGUGACUGUGCUAAAGACUCAUUACAAUCCUAAGCCAAGUGAGAUAGUGCAAAGAUUUAAGUUUAACUCUCGUACACAGAAAGAUGGUGAGACUGUUGCUGAUUUUGUGGCAGAACUGAAAAAGUUAGCACAGCACUGUGAGUACGGGGCUACACUUCCACAAAUGCUGCGAGACAGACUCGUCUGUGGAGUAAACGACGACCGAAUGCAGAGAAGGCUGCUAUCGGAAGUGGAGUUAACUUUUGAAAAGGCACUGACAAUCUGCCAGGCAAUGGAGUCUGCAAACAAGAAUGUGAGAGAUUUGCAAGGAUUGUUAAUGGAGGACACAGCACAAACCAUGAAGUUAUUUAAAGGACCGGCAGCAGUGCAUAGAGUGUACACAUUUGAGAAGAAGGGUCGACAAAAAGACACGGUGUGUUACAGAUGCAAAGGACAACAUGCACCAGAGGAAUGCAAGUUUUUGAAUGAGCUCUGCCAUCAAUGUGGAAAGCGGGGACACAUAAAACGCGCAUGCAGGGCAAAACAAGCUGCUGGGGGGAGGCAAAACACUCCAUUCAAAGGACAAAAAGGAGAGAAAAAAGAGAAAGGUAGGAGGACUUAUCUCGUUAGAGAGGAGGAAAGUAACGAGAGGGAGGACACCAGUGAUAUUAACACAAUAUACAGUGUAUCCCAAGUCCAGCCAAAAGUGGGCCCUAUAACACAGAAAGUGAGUGUAAAUGGCAUGGAAGUGGACUUUGAAGUCGACACGGGUUGUGACAAUUAUCAGCAGAGGGCAAUAUUCUAAGUUGUGGAAAAAAGCAGACAUGCCAGAAUGGAGACCCUGCAGUAUGAAACUAAAGACCUAUACAGGGGAAAGGAUGGAAGUGCUGGGUCAAGCUACAGUAACGGUGGAAAUCCAAAAUGUAAAAAAAGAAAUGACAAUGGUCGUGGUAGAUGGAGAGGGGCCUAAUUUGUUGGGACGAAGCUGGCUGAAAGACUUUGGGCUGUUGCCACAGCUGGUAAAUCAAGUAACAGCAGUGCCGACAUGGAAGAUAGCAGAUGUGUUAGAUAGACACGCAGAGGUGUUUAAAGAAGAGCUGGGGCAGCUCAAAGGCACCAUAGCUAAAAUUCAUGUCAACCCCGAGGCCCAACCACGAUUCUUUAAGCCCAGACGUAUUCCUUUUGCAGUCAAGCCCUUGGUGGAGGCUGAGCUCCAGAGACUGGUUGAGGAGAAAAUUAUUGAACCAGUGCAGUUUGCGGAGUGGGCAGCUCCUAUCGUGCCGGUGAGGAAACCAGAUGGCUCUAUUCGAAUUUGUGGAGAUUAUAAACUCACAGUAAAUAGAGCAUCCAGUGUGGAACAAUAUCCCAUUCCAAAAGUGGAAGAUUUGUUCACUCAGUUAGCUGGAGGUCAGAAAUUUUCCAAACUGGACAUGAGCCAUGCGUAUCAGCAAAUUAUGCUGGAUGAAAGUGCAAAGAAAUAUGUCACUGUUAACACACACAAGGGACUGUACACAUACUGUAGACUACCUUUUGGGGUGGCAUCAAGUCCAGCCAUUUUCCAACGCACCAUGGAGGGAAUUCUCCAAAACUUGAAGCACGUUGUGGUGUAUUUGGAUGACAUAUUAGUCACAGGAGCUAAUGAUGAAGAGCAUCUGAGGAAUCUGGAGGAGGUUCUGAGGAGACUAAAAUCGAGUGGAUUGAGACUAAAAAGGAGCAAAUGUGAGUUCCUGGGAGAGGAAGUGGUAUUCCUGGGCCACCGCAUCAGUGCUGCAGGUGUGCAGCCAGUCGCAGAAAAGGUGCAAGCGAUACAGGAAGCCCCCAUUCCACAGACAGUGAGUGAGCUGAAGGCUUAUCUAGGCUUGUUAAACUAUUAUCAUAAGUUUCUGCCCAGUCUGUCCACAGUGUUGGCACCCUUGCACAGGUUGUUGAAGAAGGAAACAAAGUGGACAUGGGGCUCUGAGCAGGAAGAAUCUUUUGUGAAAUCAAAAGAGCUUCUCCAGUCAUCUGCUUUACUAGUGCACUACGAUCCUACCAAACCUCUUAUCUUGGCGUGCGAUGCUUCGCCAUAUGGGGUAGGGGCUGUUUUGUCUCACAGGAUGGAAGACGGGACUGACAGACCAAUAGGAUUUGUAUCACGGACGUUAAAUGCAGCAGAAAAGAAUUACUCACAAUUGGAUAAGGAGGGUUUGGCCGUCCUGUUCGAGGUAAAGAAAUUCCACACAUAUGUGCAUGGCAGACCCUUUACCAUUGUGACUGAUCACAAACCCCUGAUAGCACUGUUUAAUGAGCUCAAAGAAGUGCCACAGAUGGCUUCUCCACGUAUUCAAAGAUGGGCUGUGACUUUAGGGGGGUAUGAGUACACUAUUGUGUAUCGAGCAGGGCGUGAGCAUCAAAAUGCUGAUGGGCUGAGCCGGUUGCCACUGUCGGAAAAAGGAGUGGAAACCCCAGCAGAGGAGGAGAGAGUGCUACUGUUGGACGAGAAUGAUGUUUCAUUGGUUAAAGCCGAGCAGGUGGAAAAAUGGACUGUUAAAGAUCCUGUGUUGGCUCGAGUAAGGGAGUACGUGCUUAGAGGAUGGCCCAAGACAGUGGAGGAUCCAGCUUUUGGAGUAUACCAUAAAAAACAGGAUGAACUGAUUGUCCAGGGAGGAUGUGUAUUGUGGGGUGCCCGCGUAGUAAUUCCACCCCAAGGCCGGGCAGCCAUACUCAGACAGUUACACAGUGGCCAUCCAGGCAUAACCAGAAUGAAAGGGUUGGCACGGAGCUAUGUAUGGUGGCCCCAGAUGGAUGCUGCUGGGGAAGGUCUGGUAAAAGCAUGUACCAGAUGUCAGGAGAGCAGGAACACCCCUCCUUGUGCACCCUUACACCCUUGGGAAAUUCCACAGCUGCCAUGGAGAAGGAUCCAUAUUGAUUAUGCUGGUCCGUGGCAAGGAAAAAUGUUCCUGAUUCUGGUGGAUGCGUACUCUAAAUGGAUAGAGGCGUUUCCUUUGAAUAAUUCUACAUCUGCUGUUACCAUCCAGUGCCUGAGACAAAGUUUUAGCCAGCAUGGGUUACCGGAAAUAGUGGUGUCGGACAAUGGCAGUUGUUUCACAAGUAAGGAAUUUCAGGAAUUCAUGAGUCGUAAUGGCAUCAAGCACAUAACCACGGCACCAUACCAUGCAGCUUCUAAUGGUUUGGCUGAACGAGCUGUGCAAACGUUCAAGAGUCUGAGGAAAAAGAGCACAGGAGAUUCCAUUGAGGCCAGGCUAGCCAGAGUGUUGUUCAGUUAUCGAAUUACACCACAGUCGACUACGGGAAAAUCACCUGCAGAGCUGUUGUGUGGACGCAAACUGAGGUCUACCCUGGAUCUUGUUCAUCCUGACUUUAAAAGUCAAGUGCAAAACAAGCAAUUGAAGCAGAAGUGGAAUCAUGAUCUGCAUGCAAAAGAGAGACAUGUGAGUGUUGGUGAAAAUGUGUAUACCAAGAACUUCAGUUUAGGACCUACCUGGAUUCCAGGAACAGUGCAGAAAAGGACGGGACCCUUGUCGUAUACCAUCGCACUUGGUAAUGGCCAGGUAGUGCGUCGGCACAUUGAUCAGGUGAGGACCAGACAGGUGGCCUCUCCGGCUGAAACAGCUGUGGGGUUGGAUACUUCCUUGCAGGAGUUGGAGGAGGGGCCAUUGCCUGAAUCAGUAGACCCUGUACCAUCAGGGAACAGUGUUGGACAGCAGGCAAGUGGAAUGACACCCGAGGUUACUGUGUCAGGGACUGUGAAGGCAGAGGAGCAGCCGGAACUCAGAAGGUCUGCGAGGACAAAGAAGUUGCCCAGUUACUUAAAAGACUAUACUUAGAGUAGUGGUGAGUUCCCCAGCCACAGGGCAAGAAUGCGUCCUGGAACUCACUGGGAUGGAGGCAGUCUACCCGAAGUCCCUAGCUUAGACUGUGUAAAAAAAAAAAAAAAAAAAAAAAAAAUCAUAAUGUUGUUAGUAUAUUUGAUUAAGUUGUUAAGGGACUAUUGUUAUCAGGGGGAAGGGGAUGUAGUGAACUAGCAAUAACAUGUCAUGAGGUAGUGUGACCGCUAGAGGGGGUCCUUAGCUAAUAAGAAGCCUUUCCACUGAGAGUUCGACAGAGCAGUGUGUUGUUGUCCUAGCCGGAUCCGCCUCAUGUAUUUUGUGUGCCGCAUCUGUCAAAUAAACAGCCU
Molecule: messenger RNA, 4629 nt
Organism: Danio aesculapii
Lineage: Eukaryota; Metazoa; Chordata; Actinopteri; Cypriniformes; Danionidae
Exons: 1
Coding region: 1190-4279 (1029 amino acids)
Biological process (GO): DNA integration
Molecular function (GO): nucleic acid binding
Source: RefSeq, a predicted model, not a curated record